Molecule: messenger RNA, 1407 nt
Organism: Prorocentrum cordatum
Lineage: Eukaryota; Dinophyceae; Prorocentrales; Prorocentraceae
Source: the annotation of a GenBank genome assembly
AUGCGCUGGUCGUGGGCACAGUACAGCAACAGGUCGCUCGGCGCCGACAACUGGGUGCCCGAGCGCGGCGAGGGCAGCGACUGGUGCAACCUGGGCCUGACCCUGGUGGACUCGCUGGACACGCUGUACCUCAUGGGCCUGCGCGACGAGUUCGACCGGGCGGAGGCCUGGGUCCGCGACAGCCUCAGCAUGGCGGGCAGCAGGGACACCUGGCAGUCCUUCUUCGAGAUCACCAUCCUCGGCCUCCGGGUCCUGGGCGGGCUCCUCGGCGCCUUCGCCGUCUCGGAGCGCGGGGUCUUCCUCGAGCGGGCCGCGGAGCUCGGCGACCGGCUGCUGGCCGCGUGGGGGCCGGCGGACGGCCUGUACCCCGUGGGCGAGGUCAACGUGCGGCUGGGCCAGGGCCGCGUGAUCCGAUGGAUGGGCGGCAAGGGCCUGCUCCCGAUCUACUACAACAAGCACGGACCCCAGGGCUCCGACGUGUCCCUGGGGGCCCGCGGGGACUCCUACUACGAGUACCUGAUCAAGGGCUUCCUGCAGACGCGGCAGUCGGAGAGAGUGCUGUUCGACAAGUGGAAGCUGGCGAUGGACGAGAUGUUCAAGCAGCUGACGUUCAAGUCCCAGGACGGCCACACCUACGUGGCAAAGAUGCGGGCAUCGACCGUCGUGCCCGAGUUUGACCACCUCGCCUGCUUCGUGCCCGGCAUGCUCGUGCUCGCCGCCGAGGCCGCGCCCGAGGGCGCCCUGGGCGGCGACGAGCGGCAGCACUACCGCGAGGCGGCCGAGGAGAUAACGGAGACGUGCCACGCCAUGUACGACACCAAGUCGGGCUUGGCGCCCGAGAUCGUGGCUGCAGAGGCCAUGUACUACGUCCACUACUACACCGGCGAUCCCAAGUAUCGGGGGGAGGCCGUCCGCAUCCUCGAGCGCCUGCCCGCCGCCCUCCGGGAGGUCGCUCGGGAGCCCAUGUUGAAGCGAGUGGCCAGACUAGCCAUGGCGCACGUGGGCGAGGUGCCCGCCCUGGAGAGCCUCGCGUUCAGGAUGCUGGACUGGUAUGGUUACGGCGAGAUCUCGCUCUCUGUCUUGGAGAAGGACUUCCAGUCCCGCAGGCAAGAGGUGCCCGAGGACCUGGACCAGGUCUUCGAGGCCAUCGACAUUAAUCGCGACGGCUAUGUCAGUUACCUGACGUUCUUGUCGGCCACCCUGCCGCCAGCUAUGCGAAAGUGCGAGAGCUUGUGCAAGGUCGUGUUCGGCAUCUUCGACAGGAACAAGGAUGGCGCGGUGGACGCCGACGACUUGACGGGGGUCUUCGGAGAGGAGGAGGUGUGCCAGCGCAUCGUCUCGGAGGUGUCGUAUGAGGGCACCAUCUCGUUCCAAGAUUUCAAGAAUCUGCUGGCCUCAGCGGUUUAG